GCAGCUCGUACCGCGGUCCCCUUAUUUGGACCUGCGGGAAUGUGGGCUGGAGCUGUCCUGCCGUGGUACCAACCUCCUGCCUGUCGCCGGGACUGCCCCUGACCCAGGCGCGCCUGCUGCUCGGUGGCAGGAGGGCCGGCGGAGCGCCAUGGCCUGCAUCCUGAAGAGAAAGUCUGUGAUUGCAGUGAGCUUCAUAGCCGCCUUCCUCUUCCUGCUGGUUGUGCGCCUUGUAAAUGAAGUGAAUUUCCCACUGCUACUAAACUGCUUUGGACAACCUGGUACAAAAUGGAUACCAUUCUCCUACACAUAUAGGCGGCCCCUCCGAACUCACUAUGGAUACGUAAAUGUGAGAACGCAAGAGCCUUUGCAAUUGGACUGUGACCUUUGUGCUAUAGUGUCAAACUCAGGUCAGAUGGUUGGCCGGAAGGUGGGGACUGAGAUAGAUCAGUCCUCCUGCAUUUGGAGAAUGAACAAUGCCCCCACCACGGGCUAUGAAGAAGACGUUGGCCGCACGACAAUGAUCCGAGUUGUGUCCCAUACCAGCGUUCCUCUUUUGCUAAAAAACCCUGAUUAUUUUUUCAAGGAAUCAAACACUACUACUUAUGUUAUUUGGGGCCCUUUCCGCAAUAUGAGGAAAGAUGGCAAUGGCAUCGUUUACAACAUGUUGAAAAAGACUGUUGACAUCUAUCCAAAUGCCCAAAUUUAUGUGACCACAGAGAAGCGCAUGAGUUACUGUGAUGGAGUUUUUAAGAAGGAAACGGGGAAAGACAGGUUUAGGUCAAAAUCAAGAAAAUGAAGAAUGGUUAUACACUUGCCCAUGAAAAAUAUAAACCCAGGGCAAUCUUCUUUUUCUUCAAUUUUUGCAUGCUGUGGCUCUUAAGACUGCUGUUUUGAGGCUUUUCAUCCUAUGCUGUGUCCAUCUGUACUACUGGAUUUUUAAUUGCUUGGACAACCAUUUCAUAGUACCUGGCAUAGUAUCUGAGAUGUUGUAGGACCUCUAAAGAUGUUUGUUGAAUUUUUGCUUUUCUAAAAACAAAAAUAAGAGACUUCUUAUUAUAUAUGGUACUACUGACUUUCUAAAUGGACUUCCCUUCUCAACAAUCUUUCUCACUAAAAAAUGGAUCCUCUAGAUCAGUACAGUACUUUUCCUCUUUUUUUAGUAUAGUACUUUUCAAACUGUAAUGUACAUAUAAUCACCUGCAGAUGCUGGUGAUGGGGAGUGAAGCCUAAGAAUUUGCAUUUUGAACAAGUCCCCAGGCCAGGCCAGGCCAUGAUAUUAAUCUGAAGAUGAUGUUUUUUGAGUUGCACUAUCUUAGAUUGCUUUGAUUGAAGGGACAAGACAACAUUCUGCUGUUGCUUGAGCUAGAGAAAUACACAAGUGAAGAGUAGCUAUUCCCCAAACAGCCUUGGUAAUCUGCUUGCAGUUGGCCCCUGUUUCUGUGACUAUGCCCUGUUUCUGGCCCACUAAGCAAGGUGCCUAGAAGUCUUUAAGAAUUCAACAUGAUUUACUUAGAUAACCUUACUUUCUGUAUUUGUCCAUUUCUCUUAUUGGGCAAUAUACCUCUUAAGCUUAAGAACAAAGACUGUGCCCAUCUUCAUUUUCUUUUCAGACCUAGUAUAUCAGUGAUUUGCCACCAAAAUACCAAACAAAUGUGCUGUUUUCACUCUACUUUCAGCUAAAUGGCCCACAGAUUAUUUCAGGUUUUCUUGAAAUAACCACUGGUUUAGGCCUUCUUGCCUCUCAUGUGCGUGACUACUAAUACAGCCUUGCCUCUACACCUAUGCAGGAUGGUCCCUUGGGCCUAAAUUUCCCUUCCUUCCAUCACCACGCACACUAAUGCAUCAUUUUUGACCAAAUCAGAUGCUACCUCCUCCAUGAAGUCUUUUGUAAUAUUGCUAUUUAGAACUCAGAUUUCCUCCUCUAAAAAUCCACAACAGCAUUUGGACAUUCAAAAAUAGAAAUCAUCACUCUCUUCCAUGUAUUAUAGCCAUGUAUGUCCAGUCUCUCCAGGUUGUCCAUAAACUCUUUGUCUUGCCUGAGGGGGAUUGCCUUGGGCAAGUUCACUCUGGAUUCAGUGAGACCGAAUAUCAACAAGGGAAUGUUAGGGGUAAAAGUGUUUAUACCAAGCUCAUUCUCAUGGUGGCAGGUCAAGUGUUGGAAUCACAUCUCCCUCUGGCAAGUUCUCAGUCUGUCUCUGUCUCUGUCUUGAGGCAGAGCACUGGACAGAGAUUUUUCUAUAACAACAGUGACAAUAAUGGCUCAUUGCCAAUGGGUGUGGAAGCAGUAGCCUAGCAGUAGGCCAAUGACAGCAACAAGUAGUUUGGGUUCAGGUGAGGAUCCUGGCCCUAGGGACUUCCAUUUUCCCUAAAUCAGCUCUUACAUAUUUGUUUGUUUCCCCAGCACCUGAUAAUAGUGUUUGGAUCUAAUAGAUACUCAGUACAUUUGAAGGAUAAAUGAACAAAUAAGUGAGUAAAAGAGUGAAAGAAAUAGUACCUGAUGGUUUUUUUUUUUUAAGUUUACAAGUCCCUUUGGCAUUCAUUGAAAUACUUGUGAAUUUCCAAACACUUUUCUUCAGUUUAUAGGGGUCACAAUAAUAGCAAACAAGGCAAGUUCUAGGAUUGGAUUUUGAUAAGAAAAGUCUCCACAGUUCUACUCAGACAGACCUCCCCUUGCUCUGUCUUACCCAAAGGUUGGCAAAUCUAUUACCUCCCCUUAGGAUUUUGUGACUGGGCACUGGGUUUUUAGUACGUCACUGACAGAGCCAUUCCUCAAAUACAGGUCUCCAUUUUAGUUUCACUUCAGCGGCAAAGUGGGUUACAAGACUUCACUCACAGUUCCGUUAGCUGUCAGUCACCUGGUGAAAGAACAAUUCCUCGCUCCCAAACCCAAGGUUAUACUCUUGGGCCUUAGGAAACAAAUACCACCACCACCAUAGGAGGCAGAAAACAAAAGACCCAAGUAAAAGAGCACUGAUUACUUCCCAACUUUAUCUUCUUCUGUCUUGCAGAAAACAUUUAUUCUUUGAGAACAAAGAAAGUAAAUUACCUUCAUGAAAAUUCUUUUAAGUAACUUCAUAAUGAACAUAAAGAAAAAGAAAAGUCGCUGUCUUCCAACUCACUGCAUAAAUGGGUGAUGAAUUUGUACACAGAGGAAAAUUAAGGAAAGUGUUUUGACAUAAUUCUGAUCAUAUCACUCUUCUGCUCAAAACUUUGGGAUAGUGCCUAUUUGCCUAAGAGUAAGAGCACAAGUGUUUACAAUGACUUGCAAUUACUUCCAGGGCGAUCUGACCCCUUGUCUUUCUGACCUUCAUGUAUUAAACUUCCUCCGUGCUCACUCUGUCCAGCCACAGAGACUUUCUAGCUGUACCUCAAACCGCUAGGCAUGCUCUCUCCUCCAGGCGUUUACUUUAGCUCUGUGCUGAGUUCCCCUACCUCCCCGUAUAUUGCACGAUUACUUCAAUCAUCUCCUCAAGCCUUUGCUCAUUCACCACUCACUCAGUCUACAAUGAUACUAUUUAAAACUGAAAUCCUGACUUCCCAUAACCAGCAUUUCCAGUUCUCUCUACCUUGUUCUACAUUUCCUUUCUUCCCCCAUAGCAUUGUUUACCUUCUAACAUUCCAUCUAAUAUGCUCACUUACUUAAUCAUUUGUUUUUGUCUAUCUCUCCACUAGGAUAUAAAUUCCAUAAGGGCAGGGAUCAUUGUUUUUCUCACUGAUAUAUCCCAAGCAUGUAGAAUAUUGCAUGUCGUGUGGUUAAUACAUAAUAUUUGCUGAAUGAAUGACCAAGAGAUGGAAAAACAAUUAAAUAAAUAAAGGAUUCAGGCAAACUUGCAGAACUUGUCUCAGGGGGGUCUAUGAAAGUAGCUUAAAAAGAAGAAAAUACAUAAGGUUAGAAACGGUAUAAUUAAGGUAGAAGUUUAAGGCCAUUUGUUGUUCUGCAAAAGGACACUAGGAUGGCAGCUCUCUUACUCAGAAGAGAUCAUGUCACUCAAGGAAUUGGUCUGCCUGAUUUUUAUUCUUUAGCAUAUGGACCAGUUGUUUAAAUAGAAUUGACCUAAUUAGUUGGCUUUUUGGUAUUCAACAGAAACAGCAAAAAUCUCUGACUCUUAUUUGGUUUGGUAGAGCAAUGGAUUCCCAGAGUGAGCCUAUAUCAGAAUCAACUGGAGAACUGGUUAAAACUCAGAUUUCUGGGCCUGUCCUGAGAAUUUCUGGAAAGUUUGUUCUGGGCAAAGCCCUGGAGUUUGCAUUUCCUAUGAGUUCCCAGGCAAUAUGCUGUUGCCACUGGUUCUGGGACCAAACUUUGAGAACCACUGUGUUAGAGAAAGAUUCUGAGGUCUCAGUAAUCAUAUUCUAUUAUUUUGAAAACAUUUGGUCCUAUCAUCUUUGUACUAUUGGUAUAGUGUUAUAUGAGCAUUGCAAGUUAUUUUUAUGGUGAUAUUUUUAAUGGUAAGAAGUUUUUAACCUCCUGUGAGAAUCCUAAUACAGCUCUUUCAUUUUAGUCUUCACUUUCUUAAGCUCUUGUUCCCCUGUAAUCAUGCCAGAUGGUGCUACUCCUUAGCUUAUGAGGAAGUGAUGCUUCAUCAUUCUAGACAGAGAGACAAAUCAUUCUGUUCUCUGUUUGUGAGUCCAGAAUCAACAUUUGGGUGUAUGUUCGACCUACUAUUUGCUUUACAAUUUUGCUCAUUAGGUAUUAAUUACCCUAACAAUAUAUGAGAUAGUCAUUAUCCUUCUGUCCUGUAUUUUUUUCAAAUUAUAUUCACUUAAAAGUUCACAUUGGCACUGUCUGACAACUGCCAUUGUCAAGUAUUACCUCUACUAAUAUACAGUUUCUCUUUUGCCUGAUUUAUCUGGGGUAGGUGGUUAUCUAGGAAGUAUAUCCAUAAAAUUAAGAUGCUGGAUAAAAUUCCAUUCUCUGAGUCACCAUGUUCCAAAUGGAUAACUGGGGCAAUUGGCAUUGCUUAUUUGAGAAAAACAAUAAAACUGGAGGACAAGAAAGUAACAUUAUGACCAAAAUCAUUGCCUUCUUUUUCAUUCAUUAUAUAUAUGCCAUCUGAAGAAGGCAGAAUGAGGAAAGCAUAUAAUUUAAAGGAAAGUAUUAAGAAAACAAAAUGAAACAAAACCUUAAACACAUAGACGUUGGGAAGGUAGGAGGGGAACAUUUUCCCAUGUGAAGUGGAGAAAUAGUUAAAAUUCAGAAUCUGAAAAAAAAAACAUACCUGAGAUAUUAAAUUAUUGAAGCAAAAACAAUUUUUUAAUUUAUAACUUUCAUUAAAGAGAAUUAAAAUUAUUCCUAGGUAAUUCAUUCAAAGGCACUAUUACAGGCGUAGGUGUAACAGUUUCCUGAUGUGAGUAGUUUGUAUGUUCUCUAUAAUAAUGCUCUCUAUACAGUUGCAAUACUGAGCAUAUCAAAUUUUCUUGAAUCUGUUGAUUGGAGAGUGGGAAAGAGAGAAGGAGAUAGAGUUGGAGGCUCUGGGAGAGGUUGUCAAUCUGUCUUAAUUCUUCUAGCUGAUAGCAGAUAUUUUGCCAUUAAAUCAUAACUAAGAGUUAUUAUGUUUGUGAUGAAAUGAGUAUCCCAUAGCAGAAUUGUAUCAUUGAAGAGGUGAAAAAGCUCUGAAGGGAAAUGCAAAACAAAGAAUGUUUGUUAUUUAAGGUGACUUCCAAUACGUAGUCUGUAUUUCUAAUAUGUUAUGCAGUCCUUAACGAAUUGGGUGUACUUAGGAGUGCAUUAAAUUUUCUUCCACCAAUGGAGCAAAUUUCACUUAGGUUUUCUGGCAAUUAUAAUUAAUUUGUCCUUUAUCUUCUCUUCAUCUUAAUUCAUAACUCAUCUGAUAGCUCACCAUCCCACCUUAAUUAUAAGAGAAGACCCUUCCAAAGAUUGAACUAUUGGCAACUCUGUCACCUGGAAAGAGUUACAUAAAAUAUGUUAAGAACAGAAAUGACUGCAUAACUGGUUUAUCAUAUUUUUCAUAGCAUGUGGAUUCUUGGUGAGCAGAGAGCAUGUUUCUGGUUUUUUGCUGCCAAGCACAUUGUGGGUGUUCGGUAAAUAUUAAAUAAUAAGAAUUUCUUAAUUAAGAUGAACAUUUUCUAUAUAAAGCAGAUGGUGCUCAAUAGGAGUAGCCCAUUAUUUACAAGUAUGACACAAGGUGCUGGCAAUCGUCUAAGCAACAUGACGCUCACUUCAGAUGCCGAUUAUCUGUUAAAGCAAACUUUUGUGGCAAACAGCUUGAUCAAUAUUAAUUAAUGUUUGUGAUAAAAAUUGUGAAUAAGGAUGGACUUUGUGUGUAUAUGUAAUUCUGCUGUUUUGAUUAUUAAUAUUGACUUCAACUAUAAAAGUAUUUCUUGCUAUUUUAUGCAAGGCAAGUUUUGACAAAUCAGUGUAUAUCAGAUUUUAUUCCAUAGGUUCACCAUUUGAUUUGAAUCAUCUAUUAUUGCCUGAUUUCUAAAGGGAUUUUUCUUUCAGGUCCUUGCAGUGUCUCUUUGUAGUUGCUAAAACUAGAUGUGAACACCUCCAUGAUAUUUGCAAUGCUUAUAUUAGUAGCUGAAACCUCAGUGGAGCUAACGAGAGUUAAUUAGACAUUCCCAAAAUACACAUCAUUUUAUGAUUUUGCAGAUCACCCCGAUGAAAAUAACAGUCUAAUUUCCUCAAGUCAUGUAAAUUAUAGUGAGAGGGAUGAUGAGAGUAGGCAGUUCUCACUUUGGAGAAGUUAAUUUUGUUGUCAGCACACCCGUAUUUCCAAAAAUCACAAACCACAGGCAGAACUUUUUAGCACAAGUGAGAUUUGUUGAUCAUAUACUGUUUCUGUUUCUAGUCUGCCCUCUAUAGAGGGUCUAUGCAAAUAGGGGCUUUCAAGGAUGUAAAACUAGCAGCUUCCUCUAUUAGGAGCUUAAUGAGCAGCUGCCAUGCUUUCUCAUAAAGGAGAGAAAACAUCCUGUGUACUAACAUGUACACACACGCCCUCACCCACUUUACACUCACACCAAGCUAUUCUGUUUAGGCAGAGUUUUUAUUUUGGUUUGAGAUAGGCAGCAGAGCAUGUAGCAUUAUCCAAGUCUUUUACAAACAUUUCUUUCCUUCUUUGAGCACACAUUCCCCCAGAGCUAACUAGGUGUCAGACAUUGUCCUGGACAUGGGGAACUGAUACUUGAAACAUAUUCUCUAGUUUUAGUGGGAGCUUAUCAGUGGCCCUGGCAUGUGUUGGCAGGUUCUUU
Messenger RNA from Manis pentadactyla (Chinese pangolin), 7209 nucleotides. RefSeq names its product ST6 N-acetylgalactosaminide alpha-2,6-sialyltransferase 3 (gene ST6GALNAC3). Gene Ontology annotation, molecular function: alpha-N-acetylgalactosaminide alpha-2,6-sialyltransferase activity. The record is from RefSeq and is a predicted model, not a curated record. Bases 149 to 796 code for a protein of 215 amino acids. The transcript is spliced from 4 exons. Gene Ontology annotation, biological process: oligosaccharide metabolic process; ganglioside biosynthetic process. Lineage: Eukaryota; Metazoa; Chordata; Mammalia; Pholidota; Manidae.